GACACCUGACUGUGCAGAUUGUUAGCAGGUUAGCAUAGUUCUGUUUAAGCGGAUGAGAGAAGGAAAACGGGAUUUUUCAGUGUGUUCUAGGUUUAAAAUGUCAAGGAUCUUGGAUCAGAGAAUUUUGCUGCUAGUAAUUUCAUUUUCAACAAGUCUGCACUGUACAAAGGUACUUUCAGAAUGGAAGAAGUGUGGUGAUCGGGAAUGUGAGACGGCAAUGAGCAGAGUUCAAGCCACUACAGACUACUUAGGGCCUGACUGCCGGUAUCUUAACUUCAAAACAGGGGAAGAGAUAAUGGUAUACUCCAAACUUUCAAGGAAAAAUGAAAACUUGUGGACAGGAAGUAAAGGAAAGGAUUUUGGAUAUUUCCCAAAAGAUGCUGUGAAGGUUGAGGAAGUUUUUAUCGUGGAAGAAGUUGAAGUGCUCACUAGGGAAACUGAUUUCCUUUGUCUUCACGGAGAUAAGUACACUCUUGAAAAUGAAGAUAGCACAUCACAUGGUCACAACAAAGAAAGAGAAUAUUCAUCAUCUGAUGCCAAAUCAAAGCUGCAGGAAGAUGAACUCUUCAAACAUACAAAAGACUCCAUGCAAAAGGAAGAAAGAGCUGAAUCGGUUUCUGAAAAUGAUUCCACAGAAUCUCACACUCAGGAGGAGUCGGCAAGCAAAAAGUUGGUUAGAAAAAAUGAGAACAGAAAAGAUGAUACCGAAGAGCAAGAAAUGCAAAACAGUCUCCCACUAGAGACCAUUCCAGCUCAGUCCAGUUGGAUUGCAGGAUGGUUUACCAUGGGAAGUAAAAGCGAUGAAGAGCCCUUAACAGCCAUUACUGAAUCUUUGGAAGAAAAUACAUACCGAGGCAGAAAAAUAUUGGUAACUGCUGAAAAUGACUUACAGGAGCCAAAUGACAAGGAGGAACAAGAACCCCCAGCAUCUGUUUGGUUUCAAGGUGGAUUGACAGACCUUCUGUAUUUUGCUGACAAAAAUGUGGACAUUGGUUUGGCAUCAGAAAAAAAUGAAUCACCAAUCAAUGAUGUUUCUGGUGUGCCUGGACACUCCAAUAAUGAACAGGAAACAACAGUCACAGAGUUACUGACAGAAGGAGAAAAGAGCGAAAGCCAAGAAUCCAAACUGAAUUGGUUUAAUUUGGAUUUAAGUAAUAUUCUUAAUUUUGGCCUUGCUGAGAAAGAUACAAUUGCAAUGGAAGACCAGCAAAGCAGAGAAACAGAGGAUGAAGCAAAUAAGGAUGAAGAAGUGCAGACUAUAGACCAGGAAGAAUCGCACAUGGACAAAGAAUCAAAAGAGAUGGUUAAAGCAGUGACAGAUGAAGAAGAUGAAGAGAAGAAUGCACAAGAAAUAACAGAUUCAAACAGUAACAUGCCAAAUCCUGGGGAGAUACCAGCAAGUGUGCAUACCCUUAAAGACACCAAAAGCAUGUCAAGUAGUGGAGAAUCCUCUUUUGAUAUACUAACAGGUGACAAAGAGAAGCCAAUAGAACCUCACAGUUCAGAACAAGACUUUGUAUCAAAAAGCCAACUGCUGGAAAACACUGAAGCAAAAAAGAGAAACCAGGAGUCAGACAGCAGACAUGACCAUUCAGGAAUAGGCACUAGAAGAAAGCUGCUAGAAGAAACACCAGAGGAGUAUGAAAUGAAUGCAGCUGCAGACAAGGACUGUGACAGUGACCAACACUCAAAAGCAAUAGCAAUUCUUGCAGUAAAUUCUGAAGAAAAAAUGGACAGUUCAGUAGCUGACUUCCCAUUUGAUGUCAAAAAGCCUUUCUCAGAUGCCAUCCAGAACUAUGUUCCAAGUAAUGGAGGCUGGAUAUAUCAGAUACUUCUCUGCUUAAAUGCUCUUGAGAUCAGGGAAUCAAUAAAAUCUGUAUUUUCAGCAUUCGCAAGUAUUAUCAAAAAGGCUGUGGCUUCACUCCCUGAAGACAUGAGACCUGGUCCUGAUCUGUACGGUUUCCCGUGGGAAAUAGUGAUUUGUGCUGGCAUUGUUGGAGCCUUUACAAUUCUCUUGUUCCUGUAUAGAAGUUACCAGUCAGUUAGAAGUCGACUUUAUGUAGGAAGGGAAAAACAGCUUGCCAAUAAAAUUGCUGAACUAGUUGAAGACAAAUGCAAAAUUCUUGAAAAACUCAGCCUUUGCAAAAAAGAGUUUGAAGAUUUAGAAUUGUCUCUGAAGGAUGGUAAUGUUAUGAGAGAAUCAACAGACACAUCUUUUUUUGAGGAAAUGCAUGAGAAACUGAACAAGUCAAACUCGGAACUCAACCAAGAAAUCGAAAAUCUAGAAAAAGAACUGGAAGAAGAAAAAUCUAAGCAAUCAGAAAAUGAUAACUUGGUGGCUGAAAUUCAGAAGAAAGUGGAGUCUUUAGAGAAUGAAGCAAAAUCUAUACAGUCACAAAUUGAUGAGGCCAAGUCCACCUUAAAAGUGUAUCAGGUUAAUACAGAGAGACUCAAGACAUCCGUUCAAGAUGCAGUAGAUGAAAACUGCCAUCUUCAGGAAAGUGAGAAACAGCUUUUACAAGAAGCUGAAGGAUGGGGUGAACGAUUUAGUGAACUAAAUGAACAAACUAAGAUGUUUGAAUCGUCUAAAGCGGAUAUAGAAGAAGUAUUGAAAAAUAAAGAGAGUCAAGUCAAGUCACUGACACAAUACUUACUGAAGAUGAAAGACUGGAGUUCAGCAAUAAGUGAAGAUGAUGAUGCUGAAGAUAAUCACUGGGACACAGAUAUAAAGGGUGAAACAGAGAAUGGAGAGCACUUAGAUGAUCAGCAAAAACGAACUAUAAAGAAAUUGAUCUAUGCUGCAAAGUUAAAUGCUUGUUUAAAGACCCUGGAAACAGAAAGAGAUCAAAUGUAUUCAAAACUGUCUGAUGAAAAUAAAGCUAAAGGAGAACUUACAGAACGUAUAGAAAAACUUCAAAGUCAACAAGCUUCCUUGCAGUCUGAAAAUGAACAUUUUGAAAGUGAAGUUCAAAAGCUUCAGCAGAAACUUAAAGUAAUGACUGAGCUUUAUCAAGAAAAUGAAAUGAAACUACACAGGAAGCUGACAGUAGAAGAGAGAGAACGCCUACAGAAAGAAGAAAAGCUUUCUAAAGUAGAUGAAAAAAUUAAUCAUGCUGCUGAAGAACUAAACAGCUACAGACAGCGAGCAAAUGAUCUUGAAGAAGAGCUAGAAAGAACCAUUCGUUCAUAUCAGAAUCAGAUUACUUCACAUGAGAAGAAAGCUCAUGAUAAUUGGCUGACAGCCCGAGCCGCUGAAAGACACCUCAGUGAUAUAAAAAAAGAAAAUUCACAUAACAGACAAAAAUUAACUGAAGCAGAAUUUAAACUUGACCUUUUAGAAAAAGAUCCUUAUGGUCUUGAUGUUCCAGUUAGGCCAUUUGGCAGAGAGCAUUCCCCAUAUGGACCCUCACCAAUGGGCCGGCCUUCAUCUGAAACAAGAGCUUUUCUUUCCCCUCCAACUUUAUUGGAGGGUCCUUUAAGGCUUUCACCUAUGCUUCCAGGUGGAGGAGGAGGAAGAGGAUCCAGAGGACAAACUGCAAUGUAUGAAGCUGGUAACGAAAGAGGAGACCUGAGUUCUGAUAGAUUAACUGAUCCCCACAGACCACCAUCAGAUACUGGAUCCCUGUCUCCUCCUUGGGACAGAGAACGCAGGAUAAUUCUGCCUCCACCAGGUGAGCCUUACCCUGAUCCAGUUCUUCCUCCUCGAAGACAAGAAAGAUUUUUCCCUAAUCCUCCAAAUACUGGAAGACUUUCUGGACCAGCAGAACUCCGAACUUACAAUGUGCAGUCUUUUGAUAAAACAGAUGGACAAACAUCUCCAGAAAAUAGCCCACGAACAGAACCAAGUGGAAAUGGGAUGAGAGAUCCUUCUAACCUUAGUAACUCGCUACCUGAUCAGUCGCUGGCCUCUGAAAGUGAAGCCGGUUCAGGCUUUGCUCCUCCCCCUUUCCCUCCAGUCAGACCUCCGCUACCUGUGGAUCCUAGAGCACCUUUCAUGAGACGAGGACCUCCUUUUCCUCCCCCUCCUCCUGCUGGCAUGUACGGACCACAUGAAUGUUUUCCAGUACGAGACUUUGGGCUUCCGCGCCCUUCACCACCAAUAAGAAAUCCGUUUCCAAUGAGAUCGUAUCCUCACUAUCCCCCUCCACGACCUGGAUUUUUGCCUCCGCCGCUUCCUCCUGAAAACAGAGUUGAGCCACCUCAGUCAAAUCCAUCAGCUGUAGAACAACCAGAACCGCAGCAAGAGACUUGACAGUCACUUGAGCAACGCGCUGACCCGUUUCUGUGCUCUCCUAAUGCCCUAGGAAUAACCAGAGCUGCCAACUAUCAAGCUUGGACCUGUACAUAGAACCAGGGGACAAGCAGAGAGUCCUUAGUUUGGGAACGCUGCCACCAUGAGAACCCUUUCUCGUUUUUUCCAACUCGCCUUAAGGGUUGCAAAGUACUUACAAAGGUAACUAUGUUUUCUGAACAAAUACAGUAUUUUCUCUGCGUGGGUUAAAUAUUUGUUCUAGCUUGUAAUUAACUGUCUGCAAAAAAACAAUUCUUCCUCCACCAAAACAAUCUACGUCCGCAAUGAUAUUGGAAGCUGCAGGCAAAACAAAAAAUAGCUGGGCUAAGAUAAUGCAGGACAAGCACGGAUUAGAUCAUCCCGCAGAGAGAAUGGAAUAAAUUCAGACAUUCCCCCCCACAAGUAAUAGCCCAAAAAUUAAUUUGCAGACAAGUAAUUUGAGAACAAGCUCAGAUUUAUGCCAUAGGAAGCAGGGUGUAGUAACCCCCUAAGAUGCAUUUAGGUAUGUUUAACCGAGAAGGGUCACACAAGCGUGCACGCCGGGAAGCCCCUGCUCCCCUUCGAAAGCAAAAGCAAUCCAGUUUUAACAAUUGAGGGCUUGUGUUCCAAGUUCCUGCUGCUAAAUCUAGAACGCAACAAGGCUAACCUGACAUCACUGUCUCUUUAGGAAAAGCAAAGAGGAACAAAAAACCCCUUGGAUUUUAAACCCCAUUUGGGAUUAUGCAAGUUCCAAGUGACUUCACACAGUUUGCAAAGUCCCACCCCAAAUGCCAGUGUACGUUCUGUGUUAGGGCCCUGUUAGUUCCCCAACAUCUCAUUUCAGAUCGCUUCAGCUUGAAUUCCUUCAUCCUGGUAUCACUAAUUCAGAUCAUUGCUACAAAUACAAACAACAAACCCAACUUAUUUAUUUCUAAGACAACAGAACAAUCGGAGGUGUAUUUCUCCAGCACUGCUCACGCCCUGCUGGACUGCCUAUACUUGUAAAGUAAGAAAGAUGCCAGCAAUCUGUUGUAAGUGCACCUGGAACACAAGCCAUACCAGUGACUAUAGACUUCAGACUAUAUGCAAAAAAACAGCGCUGGAGCACUAACAACAGCCAUCCAUUGAAUCAGCAUAUAUAUAUAUAUAUAUAUACACAUACAUAUACAUACUGCCUACAUUAAACAUCGUGGCUGUAACUGCACUAAGCAAAGGGACCGGACAUCCCCACCAUAGUCAAGUGGCCUGUUUCUCCCGCUCCUCGUUCUCUCUUUCAAGACUAAGUUAAUUAAAAACAAAGCAGAAAAUAGGUCAAACUAAAAAGAGAACCACAUUUAUAUAACAGAAAGGUAAACAAGUUACUUCCCAGCUGCAUGAAGACAGUUAGCCAUAGAAACACAGUAGUCCGCAGAGAUAAAAUUAACAACCUGCAACUCCGCUUAAAGCUCAGGGUGCAGCAUUUGCUUCAGGAAGUCACACAGAAAAAAAAAACCAACCCAGAAACCUUAACCACUUUAUGACCAAAUUUAUGAUCAGAUGAUGCUGAACAAACACCAUCAGUUUUAACUGUCACGUAAACCUCCCUCCUGAGGCUGAGCCCUGAAAGGCACCAAGUCCCAUUAUUUCACUUUCCUGGAAUAUGAGAAGCUGUAACAGUAUUUACCUUAUCUUCAUUACUAAUUGUAUUAUUUAUCUUAUGCUUUAUCGUAAUCGCAUCUCUUUAGUACGCUGGUAAAUGAUCUUGCUUACCAAAUCGAGCCGAUCUAGGAGACUGCUUGAACAAGCAGCAGCACAAUUCUUACACCUGGUAGCGGUGUGGACCAUCACAAAACGAAGUUCAGAAGCUCCAAUUAAAUCCGUGCUUGGCACGCACACGCUGAGCAGCCACUCCGACAAUUCUCACAGCACAAUCAGCCAUUACAGGGCAUGGCAGCGCCUCGACAGCUAAACAGACAUUUGCAGUUUUCAUUCAGAAUACACAGCUACGUACUCUUGAGCAUGGAUAAAAUGUCAAACCAAAGCAUUGCAGGUAUUCAUAAUCUAUUUAAUAGUGGGACACCAAAGAAGUACUACACAUUGUUCUUGAGCACAUUAGAUUUUGAUUUAAGCGAUUGCAAUGGAUGCAGGAAUUUCUCAAAAAUAAGUCUAUAUUUUACAAUCCAGUUUACUGUAUCAGUCUAAGUCAUAUCACGAUAUACUGUUUGUUGGUAUAUCAUGAUACACCAGUUUGUGCUAACUGGUCUGACAGUCUGAUCUUUAGCAAAGCAUCCGUCCCCUUCUUCCACCCCCCAAGAAGAUGUUGACAAAAUUCAGCCAAAUUAAAAAAAAUUACCGUACGACUUAUUUUAGACUCUUUUGUUGACCUACACACAAUGGGAGCUACCAGUUACACACAGCUUAUGAACGAUGUUGCCUUUUAAUUCUAAAAAUCUUCAUGCUGAUACAAUAAAAUAUUUUAUACAGCGA
Molecule: messenger RNA, 6736 nt
Organism: Falco peregrinus (peregrine falcon)
Lineage: Eukaryota; Metazoa; Chordata; Aves; Falconiformes; Falconidae
Gene: MIA2
Product: MIA SH3 domain ER export factor 2
Exons: 31
Coding region: 53-4252 (1399 amino acids)
Biological process (GO): protein secretion; vesicle cargo loading; endoplasmic reticulum to Golgi vesicle-mediated transport
Cellular component (GO): endoplasmic reticulum exit site; endoplasmic reticulum membrane
Molecular function (GO): protein binding
Source: RefSeq, a predicted model, not a curated record